GUGAGUCUUUUUUGAAAGUGCAGUGUCAAAGGGAGUCAAAGGGUGUCGCAAAUCUUUGCUCCACAGACAAAACAACGAGGUUUAUAAAUCUGCCUUGAAAGUGCAUCCAUUUAUAUAUUUUGGCACCAGUUAGAGAUGGCAGCAGUUCCCGGACAUGGUGGACGCAUCCAGUGGGAUUUUGUAAAGAGGAAGUAUGUUUGGGUCAAUGAAAAUGAGCCGAAGCCGAAGGAAGGACACGAACAGCCGAAGAAAAAGGUAACGCCUUAUGGAGAGGAUCAAGUGCAAGCCAUGCUGAAAAGGAGGGCAAUGAACCUUCAACUUCAAGGGAGACAAAAUCAGGUGAAACAGCCACCGGUAUUCCAAAUGCCUGGGAAGAAAGGUUGCAAAAAGCCGACCCCAUCAAAAAGGAAGAAGAGCAAGUCUCCAUCUCCUCCAAGAGCAGUAGUGAAACAGCCCCGUGUGGAGGCCAUGGACUGGGAACCAGUCUUAUCACCUUCAGCAGAGGACAGGGAGAACAGGCCUGUGGCUGCUAAUGUCAGGAAGUCAAAGGAUUCAGGAGCUGCUGCAGAGGAGGAGGAUGCACUCUUGCAGUUGAGUUCAGGCCAUCCCACCAUGACUAAGGUCUUGUCCGGCAGGCUACUCUGGCUCCAAGCAGCUCUGACCUUCUGGAAACAGAGCCCAACUGCCCUCGUCUCCUACAUUCUGAGAAUAAACAAUGAUGCCCUCUUAGCUGAUGUCAUCCCAAUCCUCAUCAAGAGCAUCAAGGAUGGGAAUGCCAUUGGGAAACCCAUAUCGAUGGGGGCAUGUCUGGAGCUGCUACCAGCUCUACAGAAGAUGCUUACAAGCAAGUAUGAAGACUACAUCUCUGGGAGUCUGGACUUGAUCCGCACCAUCCUGAAACACUGGUGGAAGGACCUGAAGUCACUGCAGGCUUCCCAGCAAAACCUGAGACUUGGACUCAGGAGCAGGAGUGUCAAUGGGGUGUACACUAGUAUAGUGGCUAUGACUGACACUUUGCAGAAGAUAGCCAAAAGGCCUGGCAAUAUUGGACAGAAGGCUCAGGUUGUUUUGCGGAUUCUCAAGGAUCUGUAAACUGAAGAACUGAAGACUUGGCUGAGGUCUGGGGUGUCCUGACACGUACUGCUGCUGUUUUAUAUUUCUGUGCCAAUUAUAUUUUAAUGUGUUACUAGUUAGAUAAAUCGGCUCAAAGGCAGCUGUUUGUACAUAGUAUUUCAUAUUUUUAAUGAAGUGAUUUGGGGUAUAAAAUAAUGUGAUUCUGCUAUGGAAUUUCUUAAAUUAAAAGAACAAAUCUAGAGAAAAGGUGACAAAGAUUUGUCAUUUGUACAUAUACAUGUAUUGUUACAUACAGGUUUCACAAACUAUGUUAUAUUUACUAUACACACAGUUUAGAUAACACUAUAUAGCUUGAGAAACAAUUGCAGAACAAUUUGUAAGUUUUUAUUUCUUUGAGAUGGGUGAAUCUUAUUACAGAAAAACAAUGUAUUGGCACUGGUGAAUGGGUUUGAUAUUGUAAUCAUGAGUUGUGGUAAGGCCUACAGAUUACAAGGGCAUUCUUUGGCCUUUUGGGGUAUGAAAUUAAGAUAAUAUUUGUGGUGAUUGCAAAGUCCCUUGCUAUAGACAUGUACAUAUGAUAUGCUAAGAGUGUAUUGCAUUUACAAGUUUUAUCCUUUGUGAAUUGAAUAAAAUGAAUGAAAAUUU
Messenger RNA from Branchiostoma floridae (Florida lancelet), 1719 nucleotides. RefSeq names its product katanin p80 WD40 repeat-containing subunit B1-like. Lineage: Eukaryota; Metazoa; Chordata; Leptocardii; Amphioxiformes; Branchiostomatidae. The coding region runs from base 136 to 1092 and encodes 318 amino acids. Gene Ontology annotation, molecular function: microtubule binding. Gene Ontology annotation, cellular component: nucleolus. The transcript has 10 exons. The record is from RefSeq and is a predicted model, not a curated record.